Messenger RNA from Aspergillus niger, 978 nucleotides. RefSeq lists its product as uncharacterized. Bases 1 to 978 code for a protein of 325 amino acids. NCBI's taxonomy places the organism in Eukaryota, Fungi, Ascomycota, Eurotiomycetes, Eurotiales, Aspergillaceae. The transcript is spliced from 3 exons. The record is from RefSeq and is a predicted model, not a curated record.
AUGGCACCAAUCAGCAUUAAAGUAUUUCAAAAUACUCUAAGAGCAGCAGCAACACAACACAGACACAACUACACAAACAUCCACUCAAUCACCGUGCGGUGGGAGAAGGACCAUACAAAAGCAGACAAAGUCUCCCAAUAUUUCCAGAAUCUCCUGAAAACAUUGAAUAUCCCACCAGCCGCCGAGCACAUCAUCCGCCACAACAGCCCGAAUCCCGACAUUCCUUUCCAACAAGCUUUCCAUGACAUUCUCGAAGAAUCCCAACCCAAGACUAACAGCGACCAUAAACUUCUAAUAUUCCACUACGCAGGACACGGCUUUAUCAAGAACGGACAGCUUACAUUUGCCGAAACCGCUACUGCCGAGAAGACUCUUAAUGCAGGCAAUUGUCUGUUCGAAGAUACUGGGCUCAUUCCCGACUCAGUCCAUCUAGAUAUAUUACUUAUCUUCGAUUGUUGCUACAUUGGGCAUAUAGCGACUCGGGCUCCAAUUAUCUCAAAUAGGGUGGUGGAAAUAUUAGCAGCGACAAGCACACAGAUACCCAGGAAUAGAAUCCUACCGGAGAAUGCAUUUACUGCUAAGAUCGCUGAGGAAAUCACUCGCAGGAAGCGGAGCGGGCAUCAAUAUGUGGAGUUUGCUGAUGUUUUUCAAACGUUGAGAUCUCGUGGAGAGAGAGAUAAGCUCAGACCUACUCAUGCUUUGUUGGUUGGGGUUGGGUCGGUUAUUUUGCCUCUUAAUAAUUCCAGGACUGUUGAUCCGGUUACUAUUGCACCGAUGUGCACGGCUCUCUUUAGUGUGAGUGUUGCGAAGGAGAUGACUGCGGAGGAGCUAAGGCAGCUGAGUUCAUGGAUGAAGAACCUCCCUUGCUUUGCGGGUCUUGAGGUUGAUAAGGGCUAUUCGUUGAUUGCAGAGGAUGUCAGGGCGCCUAUUGAUCUUGAUAACCUGUCCACCGGUUAUGAGAAGUAUCACAACGAAUAA